AUGCGUUUCUCUUUCUUGACUAUCCUGUCCGCCGUGGCUGCAUUGGGUGAUGCCCUCCCGAGUGUUGUGCAGAUUCGUGAUGUCCCCUCUGAUAAUCUGAGCCAGUUCAAGUUCUGGGUUCAGUAUGCUGCGGCAUCAUACUGCCAAGCUGAUUAUACUGCUCAAGUCGGCACCAAGGUCAGCUGUACGACAGGAAACUGCCCCGAUGUUGAGGAAGCCGGUGCUACAAUCAUCUAUGACUUUUCCAACUCCACAGCCACCGAUACAGCUGGCUACAUUGCAGUAGAUACCACAAACAAGGCAAUUGUCCUCGCCUUUCGCGGCUCCUACUCAGUUCGCAACUGGUUCGCUGAUGCCUCUUUCCCCUACAUUGACCCCGACCUCUGCGACGGCUGUUUCGCCGAACUGGGCUUCUGGAGCUCCUGGACGAAUGUCCGCGACGACGUCAACGCGCAGCUCGAAGAUGCCCUGUCCCAGAACCCAGACUAUGAACUGGUAAUCGUGGGCCACAGCCUCGGUGCAGCCGUUGCAACUCUUGCGGCCGCCGAUCUCCGUACUAAGGGUCACGAGUCAGCCAAACUGUACGCCUUUGCUUCGCCCCGUGUGGCCAACCCGACCCUGGCGAAAUUCAUCACUGCGCAAAACAACAACUACCGCUUCACCCACCAGGAUGACCCUGUUCCCAAGCUGCCUUUGAUUGCUAUGGGUUACGCCCAUGUCAGCCCUGAAUACUGGAUCACGUCUGCUGAUAACACAACUGUUACCGCCUCUGAUAUUGAUGUCGUUGAAGGUGUACUCAGCUUGGACGGAAACUCUGGAACUGGUGUGCCGUUGAUCUCGGACUUCCAUGCUCACCACUGGUACUUCGAGAAGACCGAUGCUUGCUUGAAUAAUGAUCUGCCGUUCAAGCGCUAA
This is a messenger RNA of Penicillium arizonense, 915 nucleotides long. RefSeq names its product lipase family protein. The record is from RefSeq and is a predicted model, not a curated record. Gene Ontology annotation, biological process: lipid catabolic process. NCBI's taxonomy places the organism in Eukaryota, Fungi, Ascomycota, Eurotiomycetes, Eurotiales, Aspergillaceae. The transcript has 3 exons. The coding region runs from base 1 to 915 and encodes 304 amino acids.